UCCACUUUUUCUUCUCAUCCUUUUCAUAUUCAGUCAGCUCCAGAAUGACCUUAAUGUACACAUUCACACUUUAAUCUUCUUCAUAUUUAUAUGCCAUCCUCUAUUUAUCGAUAUGAGACCAUUCAAGUCGCCGGUCGUGGAGCUUUCGGUCUUGUUGUCAUUGCAAGAGAUACCCUGACUUCGAAGCGAGUUGCAAUAAAGCGAAUAAUGGUCCCGAAUGUUUCAAAAGUGAGUUUAGCCCGAGAGAUCAGCUGUCUUCGGAAUCUACAUCAUCGUAAUAUUUUAAAAUUACUUGAUUGUUUUCCAUCUGCCGAUCUGAUGUCAAUUGUUACCGAGGAAGUACCGUAUACGUUAGGGGAUAUUAUUAAAGACAAAACACGACCAAAGACCGAACAGUUUAAUAGAUGGUAUUACACACAAAUUUUAUCAGGAAUCGCCUAUCUUCAUUCGAAAGAAAUAAUGCACAGAGAUAUUAAACCGGAGAAUAUUCUAGUCACAUCUCGCAAUGUGGUGAAAAUUGCAGAUUUUGGGCAAGCAUGCUUCUACAUGCCAAAAGAUCCAAAUCAAGAAUAUGAUGUGAAUGUUGCGACUCGAUGGUAUCGUGCUCCAGAAUUACUUUUUGGAUCGAAAAAGUACAAACCGGAUGUAGAUAUUUGGGCAAUAGGGUGUAUUUUGGCAGAGUUGGUGCGAGGAAAACCUAUUUUUCCCGGAAGAAGUGAGUUGGAGCAGAUUUCCAUAAUUUUCGGAGUUCUCGGAACUCCAAACGAAGACAACUGGCCAAACUGGAGAACAAUGCCUGAUGCAAAUAAAUUGCUAUUUGAGCCGAAAGAGCCGAGGAAUAAUUGGACGGAAAUUCUACUGUGCAAAGAAAUAUCCAACAAUUUCACCGAGUUUUUGGGCUCACAUCUUCAAUUUUUCAAACGAUUAAAAGCCAGUGAACUGUUGAAAGAGCCAUGGAUCAAGCAAGGAUUGCCCCUCGUUGAGCCAAAUUAUCGAAUAUCAAAAAAGAGUACAAGAAGGAAUCAAAGGGAUGCACUACCUCCAUUACAUGUUUUUUUAUAACGGGAUUAGUUUUUAAUAAAUGAAUGUUAAAAUAUGAUAAAUUUAA
This is a messenger RNA of Caenorhabditis elegans, 1108 nucleotides long. It is a transcript of the gene dyf-18, whose product is annotated as Protein kinase domain-containing protein. The record is from RefSeq and is marked reviewed. The coding region runs from base 91 to 1062 and encodes 323 amino acids. Lineage: Eukaryota; Metazoa; Nematoda; Chromadorea; Rhabditida; Rhabditidae. The transcript is spliced from 7 exons. Gene Ontology annotation, molecular function: ATP binding; kinase activity; protein serine/threonine kinase activity. Gene Ontology annotation, biological process: regulation of cell cycle.